This is a messenger RNA of Poecile atricapillus (Black-capped chickadee), 4369 nucleotides long. RefSeq lists its product as uncharacterized. Bases 1660 to 3048 code for a protein of 462 amino acids. The record is from RefSeq and is a predicted model, not a curated record. The transcript has 2 exons. NCBI's taxonomy places the organism in Eukaryota, Metazoa, Chordata, Aves, Passeriformes, Paridae.
AAGGCUACAAGAGAGCUGGAGAGGGACCUUUUACAAGGGCAGGUAGUGAUAGGACAAGGGGUAAUGGCUUCAAACUGAAAGAGGGCAGGAUUAGAUUAGCUAUCAGGAGGAAAUUCUUUGCUGUGGGGGUGGUGAGACACUGGAGCCAUGAUAUUUUUAUUAUACAGUUUUACUUUUAGAGACUAGGGACAUUAAAAUACCCGAUUCUGAUAACGUAUUUGGUCAUUUUCUUACCUGAAUGUGAUGCCUGUAGCUGACUGGAAGGCUUUUAAAUCUUCCAGUUUUUUCCUAGCCUAUGCUGUGCAAAUCAUCCAUGAUGGAAUUCAGCAAAAAAAGUAUGAACAAUUUAGUAAGCAGCAAAGCAGAAGAUGGAGCAGAAGAGAUUUUCCCCUGUCUUUGAGAAGACUGGUGUGUGGCAGAUAGUGGAAUUCUUCUCUGUGUGUGAUCGGAUAAGAGUGUAUUGCAAGACCAUAAUCUGUGUUGCUGGCUGAGGUGAGCCCCAUCUGUUAGUGGUGUCAGGGAUGUGCAAUACCCUCACCCUCUGAGCUCAUGCACGCAGGGAGCAGCACAGAAGGAUUUACAGGAACAAAUGCAGGCUCUGAAAGCAGUUGCUAAAAGCAAAGGGAGGAAUUCAGAACGGAAUGCAAUGUUCUCUGCUGACACCCCUUCUAGCUGAGGAAACCCUCUGGUUAAACAGGAACUUUACAAGAUACUGGGUACUUUUCAGUUUCUGCUUAUUCAUAGUUUGACCCCCUUUAAUACAGGUUCACCUAUUGUACGUGCUUGUUAUCAGGCUGGUUUUUAUUCAUUGUCUUUAUGGCACCUUGUGCUGACCUGGGGAAUAAUUUAAAGUAGCAAUCUGAGCUGAUUAGAGUUAAAAAUGGGGCUUGUGUUGGGCUUGGCUUUGUGGUGGUAAAUAUGCAGUGGGUGCUAAUCACCCCCAUGUCAUCCUUCACCCCAGCUGUGGGUCAGACACGGAAUCUGCUUGUGCACUUGAACUGCCAUUGCUUUUCUCCUCUCAGAGGCAGGGAAGGAGUGAGAGUCCUGACACAAGAGCUUACUGCUCCAGGUCUCAUUUCCAUCCUAGGUGAACUCAAAGAACUUCUGAUGGAAUGUGAUAUUUGGGCUUGGAUAAUUUAUGUGAACGAGUUCUCGUUCAGAUCUGAUCUCCUGGCCUUCUGCUUGGUAUUUGAUUUUCCCCUUUCACUGAGUGCUACGAAUUCCUAUGGCUGCCACCUAUGCAGCCAGCUGUUUCUGUCAGUUCAGAAGAUUGUUUCAGUAAUUACAUGGCUGUAGGGACAGAAGAAUAUUGAUGGCUGGAGCCAUUUUUAAGAUUUCAAAGUAUGAAUGCAGAGUGUAGGUUCCUCCCAUUUCUAUCUAUGGAUUUUUAAAAGUAACAGCUGACACCCCUGUGUACAAUAUUUGUGUUCAGAACAUUAACGUGGCUGACUGAACGUCAGAAACAUGCACACAAGGUUAAGGCUUGGACACAAGCUCCAUAAAGAUGAACUAUUGGUGCAUUCAAAAACGGAGUUUGUGGAUGUAAUCAAAUACCUCUGGCUAUACUUACUCUCUGAAACUCUGCCCUAGCACCAAGCCAACAUUAGGUGUCCCAAAAAUGCACUAGGGUUAGUGAAGCUUGUGUAAAGAGCUGAAUACAUGGCAGUGAACCUGUUCAGACAGAAGAAACCAUCUUUCUGUAGUUCUGCUGGGGUGUGUGUGGGGGAAGAAGGGCUAGGGUGGUUACUUUAUUUCCUGGCAGCGAAUAGCACACAUAUUUCAGCACACAAAGCAGAUAUUAGUCUGUUUGUGACCUGCUUCCUGGUGCAAGUGUGCAGGAGCAGGGGCUGGUUUGUGUGUGCUGCACUGCUGCCACUCAGCCCCGUGUGCUGCUGCCCUCGGCACAGGCACGCCGUGUGCCUCAGUGGGCCAAUAACCCUGUGUGCCAGAGGCAACCGGGGCCAGUGUGCACACACCACUGCUGUGCUGGGCCUUCUCCUGGCUACCUGGGACACCUCUGGGAGGAGGUGUGAGCUGCAGGGAUCCCCAGAUCCCCUGGGUCAUGUAAUGCUCCCCAGCACCUACUGCAGAACGGCAUGGCACAGCCACCGAGGGCCACAUCUCACCUGGCAUGCUUGGGUAAGCACACAGGAGAACAGCUUCAUGUGCACCAGGCCAGCUCUGUGCACAUCAUGGGGAAAAACUGCCUUUGGAAUCCCCUGUGCAGUAAUCCUGGUGACUACUUCACAGAUCAGUUUUCAGGUUAAAGAUGGAACAGAACAGAGGGGAGCAGUGUUAUUCCUCCAGAACAUUGGCUCUCCCCUGGAUGGGGGACUCAGGGGGAUGCUGACCUUGGGCAGAGCGGAGUUAGGGUGUCCUGGGGGCAGCCAGGAGGGAGAGGUGGCUCUGGGAGAUGAUGUGACUCUGGGAGAUGAUGUGACUCUGGGAGAUGUGGCUCUGGGAGAUGAUGUGACUCUGGGAGAUGUGGCUCUGGGAGAUGAUGUGACUCUGGGAGAGGUGGCUCUGGUAGAUGAUGUGACUCUGGGAGAUGUGGCUCUGGGAGAUGAUGUGGCUCUGGGAGAGGUGGCUCUGGGAGAUGAGAUGUGGCUCUGGGAGAGGUGGCUCUGGAAGAUGAGAUGUAGCUCUGGGAGAGGUGGCUCUGGGAGAGGUGGCUCUGGCAGAUGUGAUGUGGCUCUGGCAGAUGAUGUGGCUCUGGGAGAUGAUGUGGCUCUGGGAGAGGUGGCUCUGGCAGAUGAUGUGGCUCUGGGAGAUGUGGCUCUGGGAGAUGUGGUGCAGCAGGUGCUGGCACAGGCUCCAGGAGCAGUGCCAGGCACCAGGAGCUUGGCAGAGCUGGGUGCUGGCCCCUCACCCAGACAGAAGGGUUUCCUCUGGGUUUCCUUCCCAGCUGGGAGUGAAAAGUCACAGUGGAGCGUUCAGCUCUGUGUGUUCAUGUGGGAAAGGAGAGCCACGAGCUUUGUCUCACACUUACCUAUGCAAAAAUGCAAAGGGUGGUGCUGUUUUCUCUCUCUUUGUUUUCUUUGUGACUGAGGAAAGAGUUGUGAUUGUUGGCUGAACACAUUCACACAGAGGGCUUCAGCACUGCUGAAUAAAUGCACUUAGAGGGCUCCAGCAGAAUUUCUGAUGCUAUUUCAUGACAACUGCAGGAGUUUGACAUCGUAAGGCCCUAUUUAUGUGUUUAGAUCUAGACCACCACACCUGGCUGUAGCUAUUUCCUCAGCUCCUGCCUGACUUACUGACUGAUGGUAUUAGUAUCUCGUGUGUAGAAGCAUCUUCAAACUCAGGUAUGGAAUCAGAGCAUGUCUCCCAAUUAGUUUAGCCAUUAAUAGAGAGCAAAAAGAGCUAUAUGGCUGUUCCAGAGUGAGAAUAUGGCUGUUUCAGAGCCAGGCAAGAUGUUUUUGUGUGUUGCUCACAAUACUCUUCCCUUACAGAGGUUAGUCUGAGGUUCCAUCUGACACUCAGUAAAAUACAUGAAUAACUUAAUGCUGUGUUUGACAGAGUUCCUUGUCUCAGUUUUUUCAAAGGCAGCACCUGUAUGCAUCCUUCAGGUGGUUUCAAUAUGAAACUUCUGCUUUUUGUCACGAAGUUUUGUGGAUUCUGACCCAGAACUUGAUAGGAUACAUGUGAGGCAGUUUGGCUCGUUGGAAAUCUCAAGCCAGUAGAACUACAAACACUGGCUUCUGAAAACCAGCUGUGAAAUUAUCUAAAUAUCUAAGAUUUAAUUUAGAGGUAAAUAUUAAUGCAGAUACAUCACAGGGUUUUUUUUGCUUUAAUGGUUCUAGUGAACAAAGAAUGUGAAACACUAGUUUUCAGUUUUAUUUGCUCUACUGAAGUAGCAAAGGAGGGCAGGGUUUUCCUUGCCUCAUCAGCUGUUAUCCAGCCAGUAGCCCAACCCACAUGCAGAAUUUAUUGAAAGUGUGGGCAAGAGAGAGUUACUGGGACUCCUGCAAAGCCAGUUUGGCUCAUGACUUUGUCCAACUUUCCUGCUAGGUUUCAAGAGGCAUUGUAAGGUUGUGAUCAGUGCUUCUGAUGAGUUCAUGAAGCCAUCACUACAUUUAGUUUUAAUAACUGUUUCUCUAAUGAAAAAGAAAAUACACCUUUGUCAUACUAAGAAGCAUCUCAUGUUUUGAAUCCAAAUUUUCUACAUUUCUUUUGGGUUUUGUCUGUUGUAUAAUAUUUAGCUGGGAUAUUUUGCCAGUCACAUGGCUGAAAUAAGUGUUUCUUUUAAUUUUGGGGGAGGAGGUGAGGUCAAAACAGUGCUUUCUUCUUUUUGGCUGGUGAUUCUAUUAUGAUUAUAAUGAUGAUUCUGAUUUCUUCAGGAAGAAUAUCCAGAGGAGUGAGAGUUUUUCUC